CUUGCGUUGCCUCAGGCUGGGCCCGGGGGGUUUUCCUGCCGUUACCGCCGCGCCCUCCCUUUUCCCCUCGAGUUAACAACUCAUCUACCUCAGGGCAGCCUAAGAGGUUUCCUCUCCGCCUGAAAUAAGCAACGCAAGAGCCGGUCGAGGGAAGCGGGGCUUCCCACCUUUCUCUCGCUCUUUAUUUGGGAAGAGGCACGCUUGGCGAGGGCAGAAGUUGGCAACCCGCGCUUAACUCGCCGUUGGUGAAGGGAAGGCGUCGUCGUCGUCAGUGCGUUUUUCGUCCGGGGCUCGCCGGGAGGAACACAGCAGGGAAGAAGAAGCAUCGUGUGGGAAGAUGCACACGACCCAGAAGGAUACCACGUACACCAAGAUCUUCGUCGGGGGUCUGCCGUACCACACCACCGACUCCAGCCUGCGCAAGUACUUCGAGGUCUUCGGCGAGAUCGAGGAAGCCGUGGUCAUCACCGACAGGCAGACGGGCAAAUCGCGAGGAUAUGGCUUUGUGACGAUGGCUGACCGGGCUGCUGCUGAAAGGGCCUGCAAAGAUCCUAAUCCAAUAAUUGAUGGCAGAAAGGCCAACGUGAAUCUAGCUUAUUUAGGAGCAAAACCAAGGAUAAUGCAGCCAGGUUUUGCCUUUGGUGUUCAGCAGCUCCAUCCAGCAUUAAUACAGAGGCCUUUUGGGAUUCCUGCUCAUUAUGUCUAUCCACAGGCUUUUGUACAGCCAGGAGUAGUUAUUCCACAUGUCCAGCCUACAGCAGCUGCUGCCUCCACCACACCCUACCUUGACUACACUGGAGCUGCAUAUGCUCAGUAUUCAGCUGCUGCUGCCGCUGCUGCUGCUGCAGCCUAUGACCAGUAUCCCUAUGCAGCAUCCCCAGCUGCUGCAGGAUAUGUCACUGCUGGGGGUUAUGGCUAUGCAGUCCAGCAACCACUCACUGCAGCCGCGCCUGGGACAGCUGCAGCAGCUGCUGCUGCUUUUGGCCAGUACCAACCACAACAGCUCCAAACAGAUCGUAUGCAAUAGCAGAUGGACCUAUGAAGAAAGUCUUAUUCUUUCUAGAAUUUUACCUUCCAGCCUUCCAAUAGAAAUAGUUUUUAAAAGGCAAUUAACCUUAACUAAUCUAGCUUUAAGGAAAGCUGCAAUACAAUAUAGUAUUAUAAGAAAAACAAAUGCCACUGUUUUCAUACAGUAUGCAUCCACGGAUGCUAUGUUGGGGUGGGUAUUUUUAAGAGUUUCUAGUAUCAAUCCAUGUAUUCUCCUGUUGUGAAAGGAGGAAAGAAGUAACAAAAGAAGCUUAUAUCUCAAACACACAACAGACACACAUAAAACAGGAUGCAUUUUACAAUAUCAGGGAAAAGAGUCCAGGUGAGCAAUAUGUAGCCUGUAUCAAGUUGAAGAUUACUGUUAUUUAAAUAUUGAAAGCACUGACUAUCAUUUAACUACAUUUCUUGAUGGCUUGUAGAACUUUGUUUAAACUAGUAAGAACAUGUUUUCUGACAAUGUCAUAAAGGGCAUCAAACAAGCUAAGGAACGUGGCCUUUUGGGGUGGGGGGGAAGGGUGGGCAGGCACCAAAGUUAUUUUCUCAUCUGUCCUCUGUAUGAAUGGGACUAUGGAGCAAGUGGUGUGGAAUUAACGGGUGCAACAGCUGUACAGACAAUCAAUAACACAGUCCGUUCUGGAAAGAACACAUCACUUGUGCUCGUUUGAUGAGCUUGUCACAUUCUAAUCCCUCUCCCCAUCCUGUUUCACUUUUAGGAAACUUUGACUGCUGGUGUCAGCUAUUCUGAUUCUGAAAUAGGAUCAGCUUUUUACUACAACAGCCUUCUCUUUUUAUUUAUUGUAUCUAUUCAUGGCUUGCGAAUAAAGGCAGGAAGAAAUUUGCUGAAUUUAAACCUUUAAGAACUGUGCUAAGGGAAUUUUUUAAUCAAAUGAUUUGUAUACAAUUUAAUACCUAUUUAAAAUAUUUAUUUGCAAAAUAGGUUUUUUUCAUGAGAUUUGCGAAACAAGUCUUUUUCAGGAUUGUUGAGAUUGCAGUUCUUCAAGGGUUAAUGAUAUGUGGGUUAUAUUGUGCCUUAAUUGUAAUGCUAUUUAAAGAUAUAUUUAUUUUGAAAGUUGUUCUAUGCUGCGCUUUAAAGAAAACAACUUCAGAUGUGAAACUGUAAAAUUAUGUAUUCAUCUCAUGGUAUAAGUUAUUUAGAAGAUGUAGUAGUAGUAUGUGAAAUAUUAACCUAACCAACUAAAGAUGCUGACAUGGGUUUAUUUAAAUUCAGUAUACCUUUCUGCAAGGGUACUUUUAAAAAUAGGUUUUAAACUUGUUUUGAUCUUUAAAAUGCUAGUUUCAUUAUUUUCCCUCUAUUGCCUUGACCAAAACCUAUUUUCUUGAAAGAAACCUAUAUUCCUUUUUAGUGAAAUUUGCUUCUUUAGAAAUGGAAUUAGGAGAAGAUUGGGCCAUAACA
This is a messenger RNA of Pogona vitticeps (central bearded dragon), 2461 nucleotides long. It is a transcript of the gene RBM24, whose product is annotated as RNA binding motif protein 24. NCBI's taxonomy places the organism in Eukaryota, Metazoa, Chordata, Lepidosauria, Squamata, Agamidae. Gene Ontology annotation, molecular function: mRNA 3'-UTR binding. The record is from RefSeq and is a predicted model, not a curated record. Gene Ontology annotation, biological process: positive regulation of myotube differentiation; mRNA stabilization; regulation of alternative mRNA splicing, via spliceosome. Gene Ontology annotation, cellular component: cytosol; nucleus.